AUGAGCGACCCCACAGCGUCUCCCAUCCUCAAGUCGUCCUUGGUUGCAAAAGCCACCCUGGAUCCGUUCUUGUACUGCGUGUAUCACAAGGAUGCGUACCCCGCAGCCAAAGACGACUCCAUGGAGGCGCCUCGACAGGGAGAUGGUCAAGACUUUAACCCCGUGGCCCCCUACAGAAUGUAUCAUGGCGAUCGGAUUGCAGGAUUUCCAAAACAUCCCCAUCGAGGUUUCGAAACUAUUACUGCCACUGUGGAAGGAAUCAUUGACCAUUCCGAUUCGUUUGGCAAUGCUGGUCGUUAUGGCAAUGGUGACUUGCAGUGGAUGACGGCGGGGAAGGGUGUUGUCCAUGCCGAAAUGUUUCCAUUGGUCAACAAGGAAACACACAAUCACGUUCGAUUCUUCCAGAUAUGGAUCAAUUUACCAGCUUGUAGCAAAAUGGUGGAGCCAUCCUUUGCCAUGUUUUGGGCCCCACAAGUUCCCAAAUGGAGUCCUGAGGAUGGACUGGCUCGCGCCACCAUUUUCUAUGGGGACUACUUGUUAGGAGGAGAUGCUGCUACUGGAGAGCGACAAAGAAACCCCAACACAUCACCCAAGGACUCCUGGGCAUUUGAUCCGGAACAUGAUGUUGCCGUGAUCCACAUUGUGUUGGAGUCUGGUGGUAGUAUUCCCAUUCCGGCUGCGCAUGGUGGUAGCGCCAUUAAUCGCGUCUUUUACAUUGUGGAUGGUUCCAGCAGUGGACUGACCCUGAAUGGGUUCCGAGUCAAGGGGAAAAUGAUCACUGUCGAUGCGUCCGUGGAUUUGACAAUUAGCAUGUCUGAUUCUUCCUCCUCUGUGGAUAUGUUGAUGCUUCAAGGCAAGCCAAUCGGAGAACCAGUGUCGCAGUCGGGUCCCUUUGUCAUGAAUACUCCAGAGGAGGUGAAACAGGCAGAGGCUGACUACAAGGCAACCCAGUUUGGUGAAUGGCCUUGGCCACGACGCGAUAUGGUCUUUGCACAAGACAAGGGUCGGUUCUCACUCUUGGAUGGUAACGAGACGGUUCCUCCCACCUAA
Messenger RNA from Seminavis robusta, 1050 nucleotides. The record is from the annotation of a GenBank genome assembly. Lineage: Eukaryota; Bacillariophyta; Bacillariophyceae; Naviculales; Naviculaceae.